Carassius auratus (goldfish) is the source of this 13945-nucleotide messenger RNA. RefSeq names its product hornerin-like. The record is from RefSeq and is a predicted model, not a curated record. NCBI's taxonomy places the organism in Eukaryota, Metazoa, Chordata, Actinopteri, Cypriniformes, Cyprinidae. The transcript is spliced from 3 exons. The annotation marks the transcript as partial.
AUGGACAGAGAACCAGGACGAGGGGAGCCAGCGCACGCGCAGGCCCGAGAGGGGGAGGCCGCGGGGGGCCGGGGGCGCGCGAAAAAGCCCCGGGAGCGCAGCCGCCACGGGAAGGAGAACCGGAGGAGGGGGCGCCAGCGCACCCCCAGGCGCCGAGAGGGGGAGGCCGCGGGGGGCCGGGGGCGCGCGAAAAAGCCCCGGGAGCGCAGCCUGCACGGGGAAGGAGAACCGGAGGAGGGGGCGCCAGCGCACCCCAGGCCCGAGAGGGGGAGGCCGCGGGGGGCCGGGGCGCGCGAAAAAGCCCCGGGAGCGCAGCCGCCACGGGGAAGGAGAACCGGAGGAGGGGGCGCCAGCGCACCCCCAGGCCCGAGGGGGGAGGCCGCGGGGGCCGGGGGCGCGCGAAAAAGCCCCGGGAGCGCAGCCGCCACGGGGAAGGAGAACCGGAGGAGGGGGCGCCAGCGCACCCCAGGCCCGAGAGGGGGAGGCCGCGGGGGGCCGGGGGCGCGCGAAAAAAGCCCCGGGAGCGCAGCCGCCACGGGAAGGAGAACCGGAGGAGGGGGCGCCAGCGCACCCCAGGCCCAGGACGGGGAGGGCACGCGGGGCCGCGGGCGAGCGAAAAAGCCCCGGGAGCGCAACCGGCAAAGGGACAGAGAACCAGACGAGGGGGCGCCAACGCACGCGCAGGCCCAGGAGGGGGAGGCCACGCGGGGCCGGGGGCACGCGAAAAAGCCCCGGGAGCGCAGCCGCCACGGGGAAGGAGAACCGGAGGAGGGGGCGCCAGCGCACCCCCAGGCCCGAGAGGGGGAGGCCGCGGGGGGCCGGGGGCGCGCGAAAAAGCCCCGGGAGCGCAGCCGCCACGGGGAAGGAGAACCGGAGGAGGGGGCGCCAGCGCACCCCCAGGCCCGAGAGGGGGAGGCCGCGGGGGGCCGGGGGCGCGCGAAAAAGCCCCGGGGGCGCAGCCGCCACGGGGAAGGAGAACCGGAGGAGGGGGCGCCAGCGCACGCGCAGGCCCAGGACGGGGAGGCCACGCGGGGCCCAGGAGGGGGAGGCCACGCGGGGCCGGGGGCGCGCGAAAAAGCCCCGGGAGCGCAGCCGCCACGGGGAAGGAGAACCGGAGGAGGGGGCGCCAGCGCACCCCCAGGCCCGAGAGGGGGAGGCCGCGGGGGGCCGGGGCCGCGCGAAAAAAGCCCCGGGAGCGCAGCCGCCACGGGGAAGGAGAACCGGAGGAGGGGGCGCCAGCGCACCCCCAGGCCCGAGAGGGGGAGGCCGCGGGGGGCCGGGGGCGCGCGAAAAAGCCCCGGGGGCGCAGCCGCCACGGGGAAGGAGAACCGGAGGAGGGGGGCGCCAGCGCACGCGCAGGCCCAGGACGGGGAGGCCACGCGGGGCCGCGGGCGAGCGAAAAAGCCCCGGGAGCGCAACCGGCAAAGGGACAGAGAACCAGACGAGGGGGCGCCAACGCACGCGCAGGCCCAGGAGGGGGAGGCCACGCGGGGCCGGGGGCGCGCGAAAAAGCCCCGGGAGCGCAGCCGCCACGGGGAAGGAGAACCGGAGGAGGGGGCGCCAGCGCACCCCCAGGCCCGAGAGGGGGAGGCCGCGGGGGGCCGGGGCCGCGCGAAAAAGCCCCGGGAGCGCAGCCGCCACGGGGAAGGAGAACCGGAGGAGGGGGCGCCAGCGCACCCCCAGGCCCGAGAGGGGGAGGCCGCGGGGGCCGGGGGCGCGCGAAAAAGCCCCGGGGGCGCAGCCGCCACGGGGAAGGAGAACCGGAGGAGGGGGGCGCCAGCGCACGCGCAGGCCCAGGACGGGGAGGCCACGCGGGGCCGCGGGCGAGCGAAAAAGCCCCGGGAGCGCAACCGGCAAAGGGACAGAGAACCAGACGAGGGGGCGCCAACGCACGCGCAGGCCCAGGAGGGGGAGGCCACGCGGGGCCGGGGGCGCGCGAAAAAGCCCCGGGAGCGCAGCCGCCACGGGGAAGGAGAACCGGAGGAGGGGCGCCAGCGCACCCCCAGGCCCGAGAGGGGGAGGCCGCGGGGGGCCGGGGCCGCGCGAAAAAGCCCCGGGAGCGCAGCCGCCACGGGGAAGGAGAACCGGAGGAGGGGGCGCCAGCGCACCCCCAGGCCCGAGAGGGGGAGGCCGCGGGGGGCCGGGGGCGCGCGAAAAAGCCCCGGGGGCGCAGCCGCCACGGGAAGGAGAACCGGAGGAGGGGGCGCCAGCGCACGCGCAGGCCCAGGACGGGGAGGCCACGCGGGGCCGCGGGCGAGCGAAAAAGCCCCGGGAGCGCAACCGGCAAAGGGACAGAGAACCAGACGAGGGGGCGCCAACGCACGCGCAGGCCCAGGAGGGGGAGGCCACGCGGGGCCGGGGCGCGCGAAAAAGCCCCGGGAGCGCAGCCGGCGAAGCGCGGGGGGCAGCACCCCGAGGGCGGGGAAAAACGGCAGCCGCGAGCGGGCAGACCGCCGGGGCGCGGGCGAAAGCGGAGCGCGACCCGGGAAAGGGGCACCAGCCGGGGCAAGGCCGCCGGAGAGGGGGGGGGAGGGGCGACCGGGGCCCGCGCGGGAACGCCGGGGCCGAGGGACGGGAAACGCGGGGCGGGGAGAGGGCCCGGCGGCCCCGCGCGGACGCCGCCACCCCCGAGCCGACAGCCCCCCGGGGGCCGGGGAGAGCGCCCCCCAAAGGGCGAAAGGGGAACGGCCGGAGCGCGCCGAGGCCGAGCCCCAGGGACGGCAAACGCGGGGCGAGGAGAGAGCCCGGGGCCCCCGAGCAGACGCCGCCACCCGCGGGCCGAGGGCCCCCCGGGGCCGGGGAGAGCGCCCCCCGAAGGGCGAAGAGGGGACGGGCCGGAGCGCGCCGAGGCCGAGCCCCAGGGACGGCAAACGCGGGGCGCGGAGAGAGCCAGAGGGCCCCGACCGGACGCCGCCGGCCCCAGGGCCCCAACCCCCGGGGAGGCCGAGAGACGGCCCCCCAAACGGCAGGAGGGGGCCCGCGGAACGCAGGCACCGGACCGCCCCGGGACGCGGGGCGGGGGCGGCCGGGGGCCCCGAGGCCCGCGACCGGACCCCCGAGGGGCAGCCCCGGGGACCCCCGCACCGCGGAGAGAGCGGCGAGAAACCGCGCCGCGGCCGAAAGCGGAACGCGACCCGGGAAGGGCGCAGCGGCCGGGGCAAGGCCGCCGGCGAGGGGGGGGGGAAGGGCGACCGGGGCCCGCGCCGGAACGCCGAGGCCGAGGGGCGGGAAACGCGGGGCGGGGAGGGAGGCCGGCGGCCCCGCGCGGACGCCGCCACCCCCGAGCCGACAGCCCCCCGGGGGCCGGGGAGAGCGCCCCCCAAAGGGCGAAAAGGGGACCGGCCGGAGCGCGCCGAGGCAGAGGCCCAGAGACGGCAGACGCGGGGCGAGGAGAGAGCCCGGGGCCCCCGAGCAGACGCCGCCAGCCCAGAGCCGGGGCACCCCAGGGGGCAGGAGAGAGCGCCCACCGAGGGGGAACGGGGAACGGCCGGAGCGCGCCGAGGCAGAGACCCAGGGACGGCAGACGCGGGGCGAGGAGAGACCCCGGGGCCCCCGAGCAGACGCCGCCAGCCCAGAGCCGGGGCACCCAAGGGGGCCGGAGAGAGCGGCCACCGAGACAGAAACGGGGAACGGCCGGAGCGCGCCGAGGCAGAGGAGGGGGGGCGAGCGCACGCGCAGGCCCAAGAGAGGGAGGCCACGCGGGGCCGGGGGCGCGGGAAAGAGACCGGGGAGCGCAACGGGCAAAGGGACAGAGAACCAGACGAGGGGGAGCCGGCGCACGCGCAGGCCCGAGAGGGGGAGGCCGCGGGGGGCCGGGGGCGCGCGAAAAGGCCCCGGGAGCGCAACCGGCAAAGGGACAGAGAACCAGACGAGGGGGAGCCAGCGCACCCGCAGGCCCGAGAGGGGGAGGCCGCGGGGGGCCGGGGGCGCGCGAAAAGGCCCCGGGAGCGCAACCGGCAAAGGGACAGAGAACCAGACGAGGGGGAGCCGGCGCACGCGCAGGCCCGAGAGGGGGAGGCCGCGGGGGCCGGGGGCGCGCGAAAAAGCCCCGGGAGCGCAGCCGGCACGGGGAAGGAGAACCGGAGGAGGGGGCGCCAGCGCACGCGCAGGCCCAAGACGGGGAGGCCGCGGGGGGCCGGGGGCGCGCGAAAAAGCCCCGGGAGCGCAGCCGCCACGGGGAAGGAGAACCAGACGAGGGGGAGCCGGCGCACGCGCAGGCCCAAGACGGGGAGGCCGCGCGGGGCCGGGGGCGCGCGAAAAAGCCCCGGGAGCGCAGGCGCCACGGGGAAGGCGAACCGGAGGAGGGGGCGCCAGCGCACGCGCAGGCCCAGGACGGGGAGGCCACGCGGGGCCGCAGGCGACCGAAAAAGCCCCGGGAGCGCAACCGGCAAAGGGACAGAGAACCAGACGAGGGGGAGCCAGCGCACGCGCAGGCCCGAGAGGGGGAGGCCGCGGGGGGCCGGGGGCGCGCGAAAAAGCCCCGGGAGCGCAGCCGCCACGGGGAAGGAGAACCGGAGGAGGGGGCGCCAGCGCACCCCCAGGCCCGAGAGGGGGAGGCCGCGGGGGGCCGGGGGCGCGCGAAAAAGCCCCGGGAGCGCAGCCGCCACGGGGAAGGAGAACCGGAGGAGGGGGCGCCAGCGCACCCCCAGGCCCGAGAGGGGAGGCCGCGGGGGGCCGGGGGCGCGCGAAAAAGCCCCGGGAGCGCAGCCGCCACGGGGAAGGAGAACCGGAGGAGGGGGCGCCAGCGCACCCCCAGGCCCGAGAGGGGGAGGCCGCGGGGGGCCGGGGGGCGCGCGAAAAAGCCCCGGGAGCGCAGCCGCCACGGGGAAGGAGAACCGGAGGAGGGGGCGCCAGCGCACCCCCAGGCCCGAGAGGGGGAGGCCGCGGGGGGCCGGGGGCGCGCGAAAAAGCCCCGGGAGCGCAGCCGCCACGGGGAAGGAGAACCGGAGGAGGGGGCGCCAGCGCACCCCCAGGCCCAGGACGGGGAGGGCACGCGGGGCCGCGGGCGAGCGAAAAAGCCCCGGGAGCGCAACCGGCAAAGGACAGAGAACCAGACGAGGGGGCGCCAACGCACGCGCAGGCCCAGGAGGGGGAGGCCACGCGGGGCCGGGGGCACGCGAAAAAGCCCCGGGAGCGCAGCCGCCACGGGGAAGGAGAACCGGAGGAGGGGGCGCCAGCGCACCCCCAGGCCCGAGAGGGGGAGGCCGCGGGGGCCGGGGGCGCGCGAAAAAGCCCCGGGAGCGCAGCCGCCACGGGGAAGGAGAACCGGAGGAGGGGGCGCCAGCGCACCCCCAGGCCCGAGAGGGGGAGGCCGCGGGGGGCCGGGGGCGCGCGAAAAAGCCCCGGGGGCGCAGCCGCCACGGGGAAGGAGAACCGGAGGAGGGGGGCGCCAGCGCACGCGCAGGCCCAGGACGGGGAGGCCACGCGGGGCCGCGGGCGAGCGAAAAAGCCCCGGGAGCGCAACCGGCAAAGGGACAGAGAACCAGACGAGGGGGCGCCAACGCACGCGCAGGCCCAGGAGGGGGAGGCCACGCGGGGCCGGGGGCGCGCGAAAAAGCCCCGGGAGCGCAGCCGCCACGGGGAAGGAGAACCGGAGGAGGGGGCGCCAGCGCACCCCCAGGCCCGAGAGGGGGAGGCCGCGGGGGCCGGGGCCGCGCGAAAAAGCCCCGGGAGCGCAGCCGCCACGGGGAAGGAGAACCGGAGGAGGGGGCGCCAGCGCACCCCCAGGCCCGAGAGGGGAGGCCGCGGGGGGCCGGGGGCGCGCGAAAAAGCCCCGGGGGCGCAGCCGCCACGGGGAAGGAGAACCGGAGGAGGGGGGCGCCAGCGCACGCGCAGGCCCAGGACGGGGAGGCCACGCGGGGCCGCGGGCGAGCGAAAAAGCCCCGGGAGCGCAACCGGCAAAGGGACAGAGAACCAGACGAGGGGGCGCCAACGCACGCGCAGGCCCAGGAGGGGGAGGCCACGCGGGGCCGGGGGCGCGCGAAAAAGCCCCGGGAGCGCAGCCGCCACGGGGAAGGAGAACCGGAGGAGGGGGCGCCAGCGCACCCCCAGGCCCGAGAGGGGGAGGCCGCGGGGGGCCGGGGCCGCGCGAAAAAGCCCCGGGAGCGCAGCCGCCACGGGGAAGGAGAACCGGAGGAGGGGGCGCCAGCGCACCCCCAGGCCCGAGAGGGGGAGGCCGCGGGGGGCCGGGGGCGCGCGAAAAAGCCCCGGGGGCGCAGCCGCCACGGGGAAGGAGAACCGGAGGAGGGGGGCGCCAGCGCACGCGCAGGCCCAGGACGGGGAGGCCACGCGGGGCCGCGGGCGAGCGAAAAAGCCCCGGGAGCGCAACCGGCAAAUGGACAGAGAACCAGACGAGGGGGCGCCAACGCACGCGCAGGCCCAGGAGGGGGAGGCCACGCGGGGCCGGGGCGCGCGAAAAAGCCCCGGGAGCGCAGCCGCCACGGGGAAGGAGAACCGGAGGAGGGGGCGCCAGCGCACCCCCAGGCCCGAGAGGGGGAGGCCGCGGGGGGCCGGGGCCGCGCGAAAAAGCCCCGGGAGCGCAGCCGCCACGGGGAAGGAGAACCGGAGGAGGGGGCGCCAGCGCACCCCCAGGCCCGAGAGGGGGAGGCCGCGGGGGCCGGGGGCGCGCGAAAAAGCCCCGGGGGCGCAGCCGCCACGGGGAAGGAGAACCGGAGGAGGGGGGCGCCAGCGCACGCGCAGGCCCAGGACGGGGAGGCCACGCGGGGCCGCGGGCGAGCGAAAAAGCCCCGGGAGCGCAACCGGCAAAGGGACAGAGAACCAGACGAGGGGGCGCCAACGCACGCGCAGGCCCAGGAGGGGGAGGCCACGCGGGGCCGGGGGCGCGCGAAAAAGCCCCGGGAGCGCAGCCGGCGAAGCGCGGGGGGCAGCACCCCGAGGGCGGGGAAAAACGGCAGCCGCGAGCGGGCAGACCGCCGGGGCCGCGGGCGAAAGCGGAGCGCGACCCGGGAAAGGGGCACCAGCCGGGGCAAGGCCGCCGGAGAGGGGGGGGGAGGGGCGACCGGGGCCCGCGCGGGAACGCCGGGGCCGAGGGACGGGAAACGCGGGGCGGGGAGAGGGCCCGGCGGCCCCGCGCGGACGCCGCCACCCCCGAGCCGACAGCCCCCCGGGGGCCGGGGAGAGCGCCCCCCAAAGGGCGAAAGGGGGAACGGCCGGAGCGCGCCGAGGCCGAGCCCCAGGGACGGCAAACGCGGGGCGAGGAGAGAGCCCGGGGCCCCCGAGCAGACGCCGCCACCCGCGGGCCGAGGGCCCCCCGGGGGCCGGGGAGAGCGCCCCCCGAAGGGCGAAGAGGGGACGGGCCGGAGCGCGCCGAGGCCGAGCCCCAGGGACGGCAAACGCGGGGCGCGGAGAGAGCCAGAGGGCCCCGACCGGACGCCGCCGGCCCCAGGGCCCCAACCCCCGGGGAGGCCGAGAGACGGCCCCCCAAACGGCAGGAGGGGGGCCCGCGGAACGCAGGCACCGGACCGCCCCGGGACGCGGGGGCGGGGGCGGCCGGGGGGCCCCGAGGCCCGCGACCGGACCCCCGAGGGGCAGCCCCGGGGACCCCCGCACCGCGGAGAGAGCGGCGAGAAACCGCGCCGCGGCCGAAAGCGGAACGCGACCCGGGAAGGGCGCAGCGGCCGGGGCAAGGCCGCCGGCGAGGGGGGGGGGAAGGGCGACCGGGGCCCGCGCCGGAACGCCGAGGCCGAGGGGCGGGAAACGCGGGGCGGGGAGGGAGGCCGGCGGCCCCGCGCGGACGCCGCCACCCCCGAGCCGACAGCCCCCCGGGGCGGGGAGAGCGCCCCCAAAGGGCGAAAAGGGGACCGGCCGGAGCGCGCCGAGGCAGAGGCCCAGAGACGGCAGACGCGGGGCGAGGAGAGAGCCCGGGGCCCCCGAGCAGACGCCGCCAGCCCAGAGCCGGGGCACCCCAGGGGGCAGGAGAGAGCGCCCACCGAGGGGGGAACGGGAACGGCCGGAGCGCGCCGAGGCAGAGACCCAGGGACGGCAGACGCGGGGCGAGGAGAGACCCCGGGGCCCCCGAGCAGACGCCGCCAGCCCAGAGCCGGGCACCCAAGGGGGCCGGAGAGAGCGGCCACCGAGACAGAAACGGGGAACGGCCGGAGCGCGCCGAGGCAGAGGCCCAGGGACGGCAAACGCGGGGGGGGAGAGGCCCCGGGGCCCCCGAGCAGACGCCGCCACCCCAGGGCCGGGGCACCCCAGGGGGCCGGAGGGAGCGCCCACCGAGGGAGAAAGGGGGAACGGCCGGAGCGCGCGGAGGCAGAGACCCAGGGACGGCAGACGCGGGGCGAGGAGAGACCCCGGGGCCCCCGAGCAGACGCCGCCACCCCAGGGCCGGGGCACCCCAGGGGCCGGAGGGAGCGCCCACCGAGGGAGAAAGGGGAACGGCCGGAGCGCGCGGAGGCAGAGACCCAGGGACGGCAGACGCGGGGCGAGGAGAGACCCCGGGGCCCCCGAGCAGACGCCGCCACCCCAGGGCCGGGGCACCCCAGGGGGCCGGAGGGAGCGCCCACCGAGGGAGAAACGGGAACGGCCGGAGCGCGCCGAGGCAGAGACCCAGGGACGGCAAACGCGGGGCGAGGAGAGACCCGGGGCCCGCGAGCAGACGCCGCCACCCCAGGGCCGGGGCACCCCAGGGGCCGGAGGGAGCGGCCACCGAGACAGAAACGGGGAACGGCCGGAGCGCGCCGAGGCCGAGACCCAGGGACGGCCAAACGCGGGGGGGAGAGGCCCCGGGGCCCCCGAGCAGACGCCGCCACCCCAGGGCCGGGGCACCCCAGGGGGCCGGAGAGAGCGCCCACCGAAGGGGGAACGGGGAACGGCCGGAGCGCGCCGAGGCCGAGCCCCAGGGACGGCAAACGCGGGGCGGGGAGAGACCCCGGGGCCCCCGAGCAGACGCCGCCACCCCAGAGCCGGGGCACCCCAGGGGGCCGGAGAGAGCGCCCACCGAAGGGGGAACGGGGAACGGCCGGAGCGCGCCGAGGCAGAGGCCCAGAGACGGCAGAACGCGGGGCGAGGAGAGACCCCGGGGCCCCCGAGCAGACGCCGCCAGCCCAGAGCCGGGGCACCCAAAGGGGCCGAAGAGAGCGGCCACCGAGACAGAAGCGGGGAACGGCCGGAGCGCGCCGAGGCAGAGACCCAGGGACGGCAAACGCGGGGGGGGGAGAGGCCCCGGGGCCCCCGAGCAGACGCCGCCACCCCAGGGCCGGGCACCCCAGGGGGCCGGAGAGAGCGCCCACCGAAGGGGAACGGGAACGGCCGGAGCGCGCCGAGGCCGAGACCCAGGGACGCCAAACGCGGGGCGAGGAGAGGGCCCCGGGGCCCCCGAGCAGACGCCGCCACCCCAGGGCCGGGGCACCCCAGGGGGCCGGAGGGAGCGGCCACCGAGGGAGCAACGGGGAACGGCCGGAGCGCGCCGAGGCAGAGACCCAGGGACGGCAAACGCGGGGGGGGGAGAGACCCCGGGGCCCCCGAGCAGACGCCGCCACCCCAGGGCCGGGGCACCCCAGGGGGCCGGAGGGAGCGGCCACCGAGACAGAAACGGGGAACGGCCGGAGCGCGCCGAGGCAGAGCCCAGGGACGGCAAACGCGGUGGGGGGAGAGCCCCGGGGCCCCGAGGCAGACGCCGCCACCCCAGGGCCGGGGCACCCCAGGGGGCCGGAGAGAGCGGCCACCGAAGGGGGAACGGGGAACGGCCGGGAGCGCGCAGAGGCAGAGACCCAGGGACGGCAAACGCGGGGGGGGAGAGGCCCCGGGGCCCCCGAGCAGACGCCGCCACCCCAGAGCCGGGGCACCCCAGGGGGCAGGAGAGAGCGCCCACGAAGGGGGAACGGGGAACGGCCGGAGCGCGCCGAGGCCGAGCCCCAGGGACGCCAAACGCGGGGGAGGAGAGACCCCGGGGCCCCCGAGCAGACGCCGCCAGCCCAGAGCCGGGGCACCCCAGGGGGCCGGAGAAAGCGCCACCCAAAGGGAGGAGCGGGACCCGCAGAACGCGGGCACCGGGCCGCGCCGGGACACGGGGACGGGCGCGCGCGGGAGGCCCCGAGGCCCACGAGGAGGCCCCGAGGGGCAGCGCCGGGGACCCCGCCGGCGCGGAGAGAGAGGCGAAAGACGGGGACCGGGGCCCGCCGGAGACAGGGCCCGCCGAGGCCGAAGCGCGGGGCGGCCAGAAGCCGCCGGGGACCCGCCCGGAACGCCGGAGGACCACCCCGACCGGGGCGCCGGGCGGACCCGGGCCGCCCACACGGAAGCCCGGGGGACGGAGCCAGCAGGCCGCGGCCCGCCCGGGAGAACCGAGCCCACGGGGCACCCCGCCGGGGGGAGCCACGGGGCACCCCGCCGGGGGGGGCCACGGGGCACCCCGCAGCGACGGAGGGGGGCCGCGCGCCCCAGACGGCCGAGGGGCGCGGCCGCCACCCGCGACCCACCCCGGGGGACCACCGCGGCGGCCCGAGGGGGGCAACGGCGGGGCACCCGCGGCCCGACACGGCCGCGCGCCGCCCCGGCCGCCGCGCCCCGCCGGCGCCCCCCCGACCGCCGGAGCAGGACCCCCACCCGGGCACCGCGCGGACCCGGGCCGCCCACACGGAAGCCCGGGGGACGGAACCGGCAGGCCGCGCCCGCCCGGAGAACCGAGCCACGGGGCACCCCGCGGGGGGGGGCCACGGGGCACCCAGCCGGGGGGGGCACGGGGCACCCAGCCGGGGGGGCCACGGGGCGCCCAGCGGGGGGGGGCCACGGGGCGCCCAGCGGGGGGGCCACGGGGCGCCCAGCCGGGGGAGCCACGGGGCACCCCGCAGCGACGGAGGGGGGGCCGCCGCGCCCGGGGACCGCCAGGGGCCGGCGCCGCGCGCGCGCCACCGCCCGCGACGCGCCACCCCGCGGGCCGCCGCCGCCGGGAGAGGCCCCCACCGGACCGCCCCCGCCACGGGGCACCCCCCAGCGACGGAGGGGCCGGCCGGCCGCCCCGGCCACGGGGACCCCCGGGACGCCGGAGGGGGGCGAACCGAGGGCGCACCGGGGGGCCGCCGCCGCGGCCGACAAAAACGGGGAGCGAGGGAGGACGGGCAAGGGAGCGCAGCGAGGCGGCGCGGCCACGCACGAAACCCGGACCCAGAAGCAGGGCGGCGACGAGGCAGGGAGCACCGGGGGCGCCACAAACGGCUUGGGAACGGCGCCAGAGAGGGGCGGCACGCGGGCGGCCGCACCCCGGGCCAGGCACGAACGGCGCGCCACACCGGCCGGCCCCGGGGGGGGCGACCGGCGAGCCCAGGCCAAGCAAAGGCCCGCGGCGCGCGGGGAGCGGGACGGGGAGGCGGGAGGCGGACGGAGAGGCGGGCAGGCAGAAGCCCACAGAGGGGAGCGGCGCACCAGGGGCGCCGCAGCCAAGCACACGCACCAAAGGGCGGAACCGGCGGGGCCGCGCGGACGGAGCAGGAGGACGAGGGCAACGACGGGACAGCAGGAGGGGAAAACGAACCGGGCGCACGACGGGCGAAACCCAGCGCACGGGCCCGAGGAGGGGGAACAAGCCAACGCGGGGGGAAGGCGGCGGCACAAGGAGAGGAAGAGCCGACAGCGAAGGAGCAAAAAGCGACGGCGCGAGGAACGCGGGGCCGCCACAAGCCAGGGAGCCCGGGGGGAACGGGGCGGACACCGCCGGCGGAAAACCCAAAAAGCCAGAAGGAGCGGGAGGCCCGCGGGCACGGGCCGGACGCAGACGGAAAAGCAAGAGCAAGCGAGCGGGGGCCCGGCGGCGCCGCGGAGGGGGCGGGCCGCCCGGAGCGCGCCGGAGGACACCGGCGGGACCGGGGGACAGGGGACCGCCCCAGGCAAACGCCCCACCGGCCACGGGCCCCGGGGCAGGGCGCGCCCGAGACCCAGGGGGGCCCGGGGCGGGGACGCCAGAAGCGAGAGCCCGCCGGGGGCGCGCCGCCCGGCCGCACCGGGGAAGGGAGGAAACGAGAAGAGGAGGGGAGGGCACCGACGGCGCCCGGGCGAGACGAGGCCGCCCACGGAGGCGACACCCCGCAGGGCGCGGCACAGGGCCAGACGAGAGGCAAGCGCAACAGGGGCGGCGGGCCCGCGGAGGCGGCCAAGCCCGGGCCCGGGCGGGGGGGCGCGAGAGAGCAGGGAGGGACAGGGGGAAGCGCGGGCAGCCAGGCAGGCGCGGCACGAAGGAGAGGACGAGGCAGGGGGCGACCGGAAGAGAGGCAGAGGGACGCCCGCCGGGGACCCGCGCGGCAGGGGAAGGGCGGCACGGGGACAGGCAGAGCACGGGGCAGAAAGCACAGCGCGGCAACACCCGCCGCGGGCCGGCGCGAGCGGGGGGGAAGGAAACAGGCGGAGGCCCCGGGGCCGCACCAGGGCGAAGCCGGCGGCGAGGCGCCGGCCGAGGCGCCGCGCCGGGGAGGCCGCCCGCCCCGGGCCCCCGCCCGGAGGAGGGGGGGCACCGAGACGGAGGGCCCGACGCGGGCCGGAGCGGGGGAGAGCCGCGAGAAGGGCCCGGCGCACGGCCAGAGGCGCCGCCGCACACCGCGACGCACCCCCCCCGCCGGCCCCGGCCCGACGCGGGCGCCGCGGACACCCCCGCCGCACCGCCCCAGACGCCCCCCGCCGCCCCGGAGCCGCGCCGCCCGGCCCCCCCGAGGGAGGAACAGGACGACACGGACGGAGCGGGAGGAACGCCCGAGGCGGGGACGGAGGGGCCGGGCGCCGCACGCCGGAGGCGGGAACGGGAAGGGCGACGCGGGGCGGCCGCGCCCCCAGCCGCGGCGCGGGCCCAGCCCCGCGGCGCACCGCAGCCCGACCGACCCAGCCCGGAGAGCCAGCCGGAGCCCGAAGGGACGGAGCGGACGGGCCGACGGCCCGGACGCCGCCGGGGGCGAACACGCCAGAGGCGGGGCACCGGGGAGACCGGCGGCGGAGAGGGGACGGCCCGGCGCGAGACGGACACCGGCGCCCCCGGAGGGCAAGGGCCGACGAGAGCGCACCGGACGCCGCCGGAACCGCGGCGCGGCCAGGGCGGGGGCCCCGCGCGCGGGACGAACCCAGGCCAGGGGGCCCGGCCCGGCACAAAGAAAAGAGAAACGCGGCCCGGGGCCCCCGCCAGCGGCGCCGGGGCGGGGGCGGGACCGCACGGGGGCGCGCGCGGCGCCCGGCGCCGCCACGCCGGGGGCGGGAGCGGAACCAGACGCCCGGGCGAGCGGCCGGGGGCGACGGAGGCCAGCGCCCGCCCGCCGAACGGCGGGCGCCCAGCCCGGAGGACCGACGGACCCAGGGGCAACGGCGGGGCACAGGGAACCCGGCGCCACGGCGGCCGGCAAAGCGCGCGGGGAAGAGGGCGACGACCACCAAGAGCGGCACCCGCGGCGGCGCCACCCGGGCCCACGCCCGGGGCGGCCGCGCCACCGCGGCGGCCCGCCGACGCGGCGAGGCGGAGCCCGGGAGACAGGGGCGGGCCGGCGACGGCCGGGAGGGGCCCGACGCGCCAGCGCCAGCCAGGGCAGGGCGAGGGGAGGCGGCAGGGGAGGGGGGACACACGCCGGAGCGGAGGCCGACGGCCAGGGCCACCGGCCGGCGGGCGAGAGCAACCAACACCGGGCGGGGGGCGGGAGCGGCGGCAGCGGGCGCCGGAACCCGGCGGGCGGGGCAGCCCGCAGCGCCAGGGCGGCGGACCAAAAGGGGCCCACGAGGCGGCGCGCAGGCCACGCCCAGGCGCCAAGCCAGCGAGCCGGGCGGCGGACCCAGGGAAAGGGGGAGAGAGGGGGAGAGCGGGGCGGCCCCAAGGCCGCGAGGCAGGCGCGGGACGGGAGAAAACGGCGGGCGAGCGAGCGCCAGCGAGCCGGAGGGAACGGCGGAGGGAACCAGCGACGAGAGGGGGCGAGGAGGCGGGCGCCCCGAGACCCAGGGCGGACGACCGAGGGGCACG